Lactuca virosa is the source of this 444-nucleotide messenger RNA. Lineage: Eukaryota; Viridiplantae; Streptophyta; Magnoliopsida; Asterales; Asteraceae. The record is from the annotation of a GenBank genome assembly.
AUGGCAAGUGGUGAAACAAGCGCGUCGGCUAUUGGUCGACGAGUGGUUUUACCCGCAAAUUUUAUUUGCGGUCCAAGGAACAUGAGAAGAAAAUACAUUGAUGCUAUGGCAUUAGUGCAAAAGUUUGGUAAGCCUGACAUUUUUCUAACAUUAACCUGUAACCCUAAUUGGCCAGAAAUCAAACAAUACAUGAUGGGUAAUGAGGAAACACAAAACAGAGCAGAUUUAAUUGAUAGAGUCUUCCAUGCAAAACUUGAGCAAUUUAAAAAUGAAAUUUUUAAAAAUGAAAUUUUUGGGAAGGUUGUUGCACAUACUUAUGUUGUGGAAUUUCAAAAAAGAGGUCUACCACAUGCUCAUUUCUUACUUAUACUUGCACCACAACAUAAGAUGUACCAUGCAGAAGAAUAUGAUGAGAUUACCAUGCAGAAGAAUAUGAUGAGAUAG